ACUGGUCUGCUCCGGACGCAGAUGGGGUUCCCCACGAGCCCAUGGGGCCUCCUCAGUCAUUUUCUGACUCUCCACCUCCUCCGGCUGGGAUCAGUGGAGUUCAGAGUGGUGGGACCAGGCCGACCUCUCCUUGUCACUUUGGGGCAGGACGUUGUGCUGCCGUGUCACUUGUCCCCAGAGGUGGACGCUCGGAGCUUGGAGAUCAGGUGGAUCCGGCACCAGGUCUCUGAAACAGUGCACCUCUACCGAAAUGGAGAGGACCAGUAUGGUGAGCAGAUGAAGGAAUACGCUGGAAGGACAGAGUUGGUCAGAGAUGGUCUCUCCAAUGGGAGCCUGGACUUGCGGAUCUCUGGGUUGAGACCCUCUGAUGAUGGCCAGUACAUCUGCACUGUGCGAGAUGCUGCCUCUUAUGGAGAAGCUGUGGUGGAGCUGGAGGUGGCAGCCAUGGGCUCUGUCCCUCUUCUCUCUCAGGAGGCUUACGAUGAAAUAAGCAUCCGGGUGGUGUGUCGAUCGGCCGGCUGGUACCCGCCACCACAGGUGCUGUGGAAGGAUGGUGACGGGCAGCAUCUCCCUUCGGUCUCCCAGAGACAUUCCCCAGAUGAGAGGGGCCUCUUUGAGAUCGAAGACGUCAUCAUUGUGAGGUGGAAGGCAGGCAUGAAAGUGUGGUGCGUGAUGAGGAACAGCCUCCUGGAGCAGGAGCAGGCGUCGUCCCUGUACAUCUCAGUUCCCAUUAUCUACAAGGAUGAUUUCUGGAUUGGAUUUGUGGUUGCAUUCGCCCUGCUUUUUCUGAUGAUUUAUGUUGUCAUGGAUUGUCUCUGGCGAAGGAAAGGGCUGCAGUCCAGAGCGCUGGAGGAACGAGAUGUAGAACUGGAGCAACGAGAUGCAGCACUGAGGGAACAAGCUGCACUCUUGGGGAAUCGAGAAGCAGAAUUGGAGCAACGAGAUGCAGCACUGAGGAUUCGAGAAUCAGAUUUGGGUGAGUCUCUGUGAUCUCCUCCUGGCUUGGUGUGUGGGAAGCUUUGGGACAUUAAAGCAGGGCUGGACCCUCUCCCAUGCCCAGACCUGCUGGUCAACAGAC
Calidris pugnax (ruff) is the source of this 1078-nucleotide messenger RNA. RefSeq names its product butyrophilin subfamily 1 member A1-like. Lineage: Eukaryota; Metazoa; Chordata; Aves; Charadriiformes; Scolopacidae. The transcript is spliced from 12 exons. The coding region runs from base 22 to 990 and encodes 322 amino acids. The record is from RefSeq and is a predicted model, not a curated record.